AUGAACAUAGAUUUGAAUAUCUCUUGUGCAAAUGAUGGAGGAGAAGCUAGUUCCAGUGUGCGAGUGGAUAUGGGGGAAUCUAGUAAGAAUCAGCAUGGGGGUCCGUCUGAACAAUACGAGGAAAACACUGAUGAGUUUAUUAGCUAUCAUGAUGAAAGUGAUUCCGGUGCCGAAUCUGAAGAUCCGGUCGAUGGCGAAGAUGGUGAAGAUUUCUCUCAUUCACACAAAUUUGAUUCUGUUGAAGAUUGCGACACAGCAGCAGGUGCAUGUUCUGUUCAAGUGUCGAGAAAUUUAGUGGAAAGUAUGCUAAAUGUUGGAUGUUAUGUUGACACCUUGGACGAGGUCCAUGUGCUGUAUCGGGAGUACGGAAGAUUGUCGGGUUUUUCUGUUAGAAAAGGAAAUCAAUCUUAUUUCCUCAACUCUAGCAGCGUACGUGCAAAGAUCUACCAUUGUUCAUGUGAGGGCUAUCCUGACAAUAAGUGUUCCAUUGGUAAAGUCCCGGUAUGCAAAAAACAGUCGUAUAGGUGCAAUUGCAAGGCGAAGCUCCGUGUUGCUCGAGAUGAUUUUGACUCACGAUGGAAGGUGACCAUUUUUUAUAACGAGCACAACCACAAAUUGCUUGACCCUAGUGAGAGUUACCUACUUCGUUCAGCACGCAAUAUGUCGCAAUCGAAGAAAACAUUGCUCCUUGCUUUGACGUCCAACGGUAUUGGUGUAAGUCGUGCCUAUGGGUUUAUGGAGAAUGAAGCCGGUGGUCGUGCACAUAUAGGAUUUCUACGCAAAGAUGUGUACAAUGAGCUGGAUAGAGACCGUAGGAAAAUGUAUAAAGUUGCAAAUUCAGAUGUGAACAAGUUGAUUGAGUACUUCACGGACAAAGGUUUGGGCGAUCCUUCUUUCUAUUGGAAGGUGAAGGUUGGUGAUGAUGGAAGGCUUAAUAAUUUGUUUUUCCGUGAUACAAGGUGUCUGAUAGACUACCAACAUUUUGGCGACGUUGUCUCUAUUGAUGCCACGUAUAAGACUAACAAGUACGAUCUGGUAUGUGUUCCUAUAAUAGGGAUUAACCACCAUCGUACUAAUGUGCUCUUUGCUAUGGCUUUUUUGUCGAAUGAGAAAACGGAAUCCUAUGAAUGGUUGUUUUCUACUUUUCUUGAAUCCAUGUAUCACAGGGAGCCGACAGUAAUUUUCUCGGACCAAGAUCAAGCACUCAUGAAUGGAGUGGACAACACAUUUCGCGAAGCAUGUCACAGGUUGUGUCAGUGGCAUAUCAAUAAGAAUGCAGGGAAGCAGUUUGGAACGUUGAACCACAACAAGCAUUUUAAGAGCAUGUGGUACCGUUGUAUGAAUGGAUGCGAGAACGAGGAAGAGUUCGAGGCUAGCUGGAAAUCUAUGACCGAAGAGUUCAAUUUAUUGGAAAAUAGGUGGUUUAAGAACAUGUAUAGCCUUCGGAAGCGAUGGUCAUCGGCCUUCACGCUAGACAAAUUUUGUGGUGGGUUGCAUGCAACGUCUAGAAGUGAGGGUUGUGAUGAUAAAUCAGGAAACAAAGCGGGGUAUGUCUUCAUGUCAUAUGUGGGAGACGGAAGAAUCCCGGAUGAAAUGGUUUUGAAUCGUUGGCGGCGUGACUCGAAGGAGCGUAUACCAUUAAAGGAACGGGUUAUCGGAUGUGCCGGGCCUAACAAGUUCUCGAAUAUGGUUUUUGUUAAUCACAACGCCAAGCGUGUUUAUGACUUGUUGAGCGAUUGCAAGGAUAAUGAGACUUGUAGGGAUGCAGUCAAUGAUUAUAUUGGCACAAUGAUAGGAGUUGUUCGUAGCAUGAUGAAGGGGUCGAAGACUGAGACUAAAGAGACCUUGCAUCGCCCCAUCCGAAAUCCAAUUGUAAAGAGGAAACGAAAUUCCCGACGGAAGAUGUGUAGUAGUAUGUGGGAACAAGGAGGCCGAGCCAAUAAUCACUCAUCAUACGAUGACGAUGAUGAUUCACACAGAAGUAAUUUUGGGUUCAUCAAUUCUGGAAUGGAGCAUGGCAUCACAUCCCCUGAUCGUUUCUCAAUGGAUUAG
Salvia miltiorrhiza (redroot sage) is the source of this 2052-nucleotide messenger RNA. RefSeq names its product protein FAR1-RELATED SEQUENCE 5-like. The transcript is spliced from 4 exons. The record is from RefSeq and is a predicted model, not a curated record. Lineage: Eukaryota; Viridiplantae; Streptophyta; Magnoliopsida; Lamiales; Lamiaceae. The coding region runs from base 1 to 2052 and encodes 683 amino acids.